Molecule: messenger RNA, 2184 nt
Organism: Linepithema humile (Argentine ant)
Lineage: Eukaryota; Metazoa; Arthropoda; Insecta; Hymenoptera; Formicidae
Gene: Pms2
Product: mismatch repair endonuclease PMS2
Biological process (GO): mismatch repair
Cellular component (GO): MutLalpha complex
Molecular function (GO): ATP-dependent DNA damage sensor activity; ATP hydrolysis activity; ATP binding
Source: RefSeq, a predicted model, not a curated record
GUUAUGCCGGUAUGCUGCUUACACACAUGUUGAACAUGGCAUAAGCAUCAUAAACAUUAAUAUUUAUUAAAAAUAUAUUGAAUUGAACAAAGUAUAAAUGAAUGAAACGAUGGAAGAUCCUGUUGCAACAACCGAAAAGUCAAAAAAGAUAGAAGCUAUAAAUAAAGAAACAAUCCAUCAUAUCUGUUCUGGCCAGGUGGUGCUUGAUCUUGCAAUCGCUGUUAAAGAGUUGGUGGAGAAUAGUUUGGACAGUAAUGCUACGGUGAUUGAUGUCAAACUUACUGAUUAUGGUAAAACAUGCAUCAGUGUCAGUGAUAAUGGUACUGGUAUUUUGGAACAGGACUUUGAAGCUUUAAGUUUGAAACAUCAUACUUCCAAGCUUCGGGAAUUCACGGAUUUAACUGAAGUAAACACAUUUGGCUUUCGUGGUGAAGCAUUAAGUUCACUGUGUGCUUUAUCUGAAUUGAGUAUUGUCACCAAACAUUCCUUGAGCCAGCAUGGCUUUAAGUUAGAUUUUGAUAAAAAUGGUAUACUUACGAAGAAGGAACCGUGUGCUAGAGAAAAGGGAACCACAGUACACGUGAGAAAUAUAUUCAAAAAUUUACCUGUAAGAGCGAAAGAGUUUCAAAAGAAUUUGAAGAAAGAGUAUGCGCGUACUAUCCAAGUCUUGUAUAGUUACUGUCUGGUUUCCACAAACAUUAAGAUUACGUGUUUCAAUUUGAUAGCAGGCAAAUCGCCUAAUCUUGUAGUAGCCACCAGAAAUACUGACAGCAUACUGGAUAAUGUAAAUUCUGUAUUUGGCAAAAAGUCUAUAGAUGGGAUUGUUAAAAUCGAAUUGCAACCUCCGGACGAAACAGCAUUACAAGAAUACAAUUUGCCUAAUGAUGCUACUAUAGAUUUUGACUGGGAAUGUUAUGUGAGCACUUGUGAUCAUGCAGUUGGGCGUUCUUCGCCCGAUCGACAAUUUUUCUAUGUGAACGGUCGACCGUGUGAUCUCACGAAAGUCAGUAGAUUGAUAAACAAUGUGUACCACAAAUAUAAUAAUAAGCAGUAUCCAUUUGUCUUUCUGAAUAUCAAGUUAAAUCGACAGUGUGCCGACGUUAACGUUACUCCCGAUAAAAGAACUAUAUUCUUCACGCAAGAACGUCUCAUAUUAACGACAUUAAAGUUUAAUUUAACAACAAGAUGGGACAAACUGCAAGGGAAUUUUGCAGCUAAAAGUUUGACGGAAUUAAAUUUUAGCUUGAAGAGAACAGGCUCGCCUAAUUAUGCGUCCCCGCCAGCUAAAAAAUUGCAAAUAUCACCUUCAAUGUCGCAUAUAGCAAAAGAUGAUGUUAUUAAAACUAGUAUUAAAUCAAUGAAAAAAACUGUGGAUACAAAAAUGGUGAUAAAUCUAGCAAUAAUAAAAGAAAAAUUUAGAGAAAAAGAAAAUAUUGUUAGGACAUCUGCCAAUACAGAGAAAAGAAUAAAAUAUAGAGUGCAAAUGGAAGCUAAUCAAGGUGAAGCUGAAAAGGAAUUGCAAAGAGAAUUGACAAAAGAUUCGUUUGAUAAGAUGGAGGUAAUAGGUCAGUUUAAUCUUGGUUUCAUAAUAGCUCGCCUGGAGAAUGAUCUCUUUAUCAUUGAUCAACAUGCUACUGACGAAAAAUUUCGCUUCGAGAAACUUAACAACGAAACGAAAUUAAAAACCCAAAAGCUUAUUGUGCCAAAGUCGCUAAACUUUUCUGCACUAAAUGAAACGAUACUUAUAGAACAUCAACAAACAUUCGAAGAUAAUGGAUUUACUUUCAGUAUCAAUGAACAAGCUGAACCUGGAAAAAAGAUAGAAUUAGUGGGAAUGCCUGUUAGCGGUAAUUGGCAGUUUGGUCAAGAGGACAUAGAAGAAUUAGCAUUUCUCAUUAGAGAAGCAGGCAACGAAAACAAAGAGAAGCAUAUAUAUCGUCCGAGUCGUGUCAGUCAAAUGUUAGCAUCCAGAGCAUGUCGCAGCGCAAUUAUGAUUGGCACAGCUUUAAAUACUAAUGAAAUGCAGAGGCUAAUAAUGCAAAUGACGCAAAUGCAGAAUCCAUGGAAUUGUCCGCAUGGAAGGCCCACCAUAAGACACUUGUUGUCUUUAUUGCUAAUAAAUAAAUGAAUAAACUAAUAUUUUUACAAAUGUUUAAGUGCAAAGUAUGAAUAAUUCUUUUUAUC